Molecule: messenger RNA, 534 nt
Organism: Menidia menidia (Atlantic silverside)
Lineage: Eukaryota; Metazoa; Chordata; Actinopteri; Atheriniformes; Atherinopsidae
Source: the annotation of a GenBank genome assembly
AUGAAGAUGAUCAAUGAGCCCCAGACAGACCUGAGUGUUAUUGUCACGAGUGAACGAGUCUUUUCAUUACCAGUGAGUUCAGAGUGUUGUUUGAGCCGUCCACAGAGCCUGUACGCGUCGGUCAGCUCCUCCCUCUGGGUGAUGGACUCUGACAUGGGUACAGGCCACAUAGAUGGGGUCCAGUUGGUCUGCCAAGAAGGAGUCCCGCAGAUGCAUCCUCUGCUUCUCCCCCCUGGAGUUGAUGGGGAUCACCCCAGGGUCUACGAUGACCACCACCCCCACGAUGAGGUGGUGUUCCUCCAGGACCACAUUGGUGACGAGCGGCACCAGGUCCAGGGCCUCCUGCUCCGAGCCGCUGAGCUCUGCCACCACCACCAGCAGGUUGGUCCAUGUAAACACGGCACUGUGGGAGCGAGAGGGGUUACAUUGGUUGCGGAUGUCCGGCACCGCGUUCCGAGCGCAUUUCAAGAGCCUCACCUCUCUGCAAUGCUGCGAUGGGCUCGGGACACAGACGUCUCAAUGUCGAUGGGGUGA